AUGGGGCUGCCCCGGCCAGGGCUGUGGCUAAAGAGGCUUUGGGUCCUCCUGCAGGUAGCUGUGCAUGUGGCCAUGGGCAAAGUGCUACUGACACUGUUUCCAGAGAGAGUCAAGCAGAACAUCUUGGCCAUGGGCCAGAAGACGGGGAUGGCCAGGAAUCCCCAGUUCACCCAUGACAACUGGAUCCCGACCUUCUUCAGCACCCAAUAUUUCUGGUUUGUCCUGAAGGUCCGCUGGCAGCGACUAGAGGACACAACUGAGCCAGGGGGUCUGGCCCCAGACUGCCCAGUGGUCCGCCUCUCAGGACAGAGGUGCAACAUCUGGGACUUCAUGCAAGGGUAAGUCUGGCCCUUGGAACUAUAAUCCGGAGGAAGUCCGUGCUGUCCUGGAAAAGCUCUGCAGUU
This is a messenger RNA of Carlito syrichta (Philippine tarsier), 404 nucleotides long. It is a transcript of the gene DIO1, whose product is annotated as iodothyronine deiodinase 1. Gene Ontology annotation, molecular function: thyroxine 5'-deiodinase activity. The record is from RefSeq and is a predicted model, not a curated record. The coding region runs from base 1 to 342 and encodes 113 amino acids. The transcript is spliced from 2 exons. NCBI's taxonomy places the organism in Eukaryota, Metazoa, Chordata, Mammalia, Primates, Tarsiidae.